AUGGGGUUCCGCAGCCACGAAGGUGUCCCAGCCGCGCUGUGGCGUGUCCUAACACCGGCUGUGUGCCGUAGAAUCAAACUAAGCAGAACUUUAGUGGCUCCCCUGGCCUGGCCUGGCCUCGGGGCUGCGGAGAGGAAGCGGGAUAUGGCAUUCCUUUGGGGCAAAGGGGUGGAGAGUAGCCUGCUGGUUGAUUUCCCUGCCUCAAGUCUGGCCCCACUCCAGUGCAUCCUCAGUGAUGCACCAUUGAAAAGCCAUUGUCAACCAACAAGGGCAGCCAUAUCAUUAUUCCUGACCAGCUUUGAAGUGCAAAAAUCCUCUGGGAAAGCGUUGUUCAACCUGAGCUGCUGUCAUCUUAAUCUGGCGGAGAAAGAAUACUUUGGAUUGGAAUUCCGGAGCCAGUCGGGAAACAAUGUUUGGUUGGAACUUCUAAAGCCUAUAACAAAACAAGUGAAAAACCCUAAGGAGAUUCUUUUCAAAUUUAUGGUGAAAUUUUUCCCAGUGGAUCCUGGACACCUGAGAGACGAGCUGACAAGGUAUCUCUUUGCCCUUCAAAUCAAGAAGGAUUUGGCUCAAGGAAGGCUGCCCUGUAGUGACAACUGUACAGCCUUGCUGGUGUCUCACAUUUUACAGUCGGAGCUGGGUGACUUUCAUGAAGAAACAGACAGGAAGCAUCUGGAACAAAACCACUACUUACCUAACCAGAGCGGCUUAGACAGCAAGAUCCUGCACUUUCAUCAAAGACACAUUGGUAAGAGCCCUGCAGAAUCAGAUAUCCAACUCCUGGACAUAGCAAGGAAGCUCGAGAUGUAUGGGAUCAGGCCUCACCCUGCCAGUGAUGGAGAAGGGACUCAGAUUCAUUUGGCUGUUGCCCACAUGGGAGUGCUGGUAUUACGGGGGACCACGAAGAUCAAUACUUUCAACUGGGCUAAAAUCCGUAAGCUGAGUUUUAAGAGAAAGCAUUUUCUUAUCAAACUCCACACAAACGUUUCGGUGUUGUACAAGGACACCUUGGAGUUUACCAUGGCCAGCAGGGAUGCAUGCAAAGCCUUCUGGAAGACAUGUGUCGAAUACCAUGCCUUUUUUAGACUCUCAGAAGAACCUAAAUCAAAACCCAAAACCCUCUUCUGCAGUAAGGGUUCAAGUUUCCGCUAUAGUGGAAGAACCCAAAGGCAACUUUUGGAAUAUGGGAAAAAGGGCAGGCUCAAGAGUUUACCCUUUGAGAGGAAACAUCACCCAUCUCGAUACCAGGAACGACAGUGUAGGUCAUCCCCAGACCUCCUCUCCGAUGUGGCCAAGCAGGUUGAAGAUCUGCAUCUAGUGUACAGUAGUGGAUGUUACCACAGUGUGAAUGGAGUGCAUGCAUCAGAGCCCACACUAGAUAGCCGGAGGAGGAAUUCCACAGUGGAGGUGACAUUCGCAGCCGAGUUCGAGCGCUCCAAACCUGAAGCAGAUCCCACAUUGCUGCAUCAGUCCCAAAGCACCUCAGUUUUCCCUUUUAUUUACACAAAACCCACCUUUGAUACUGACCCCGAGCCUGAUGACUUCUAUAGGCAUAGAAGCCCUCUCAACUCCUUCCAGACGAGCUCUAAGUUUGCCGAAGGUAAGACAAGCAUGCCUUCUGGGAACACAAGAGGGGCUCUCCCACUAAGGCAGCAGCUUACCUACACAGAUCUACCUUAUAUUCCCAGUGUCAGCCAGCAGGCUGACAUUGUGCCUCCACAAGUCUUUUUUUAUGUGGACCAGCCACCCCAGGUGCCCAGGCGCUCUCCAGCCAUGGCUGCUUUAGGGAAGGCAGCUAGCAGAAGUCCUCGAGAUGCCAGAAGGGAGACUUUUCAGCAUGACUUUCAGGAACUUAACGAAGCCCUAGCCAGGACUAGUGGAGAGAACCCUCCCGACAUUGGUGUGGAAGAUGAUGACAGAACUCUGGGAGAUGUCUUUGAGUACAGGGUUCAAGAGCAAACUCCUAAACGGUCCCACAGCCAUUCAGAUAUGAAAACUAUCCGUUUUCCUUUUGGGUCAGAGUUCCAGCCCUUAGGGCCUUGCCCUGCUCUAAGUCGAAAAGCUGAUUUCUUCACAUAUAUGUUUACCCAGCAGGAGUUUCCAGAGGUUUUGAGGAGUCACAGUGCAGCAGAACCAUAUUUAGGUAGUGAAUCCAGUGAUUCUGAAUCAGAGAUGCUUCACCCAGACUACUAUGCUUUGUAUGACAAGACAGCGAGGUCCCCCAUGGCCAGAAUCCGUUUGUCUUCUGGUAGUCUCCAGCUAGAUGAAACUGAUGAAGACGUUUCUUUUACUACACCUGUAGCUGAAUCGAGCAGAACUACCCUGAAACCACGCAAUUAUUUUUUAGCUUGAGUGCUAGCCGGUUUGUUUUUUUUCCUGGCAAAAUAUUUUCAACCCUCAUCCUCCUCAUCACAAAGUAACUCCAGUCCCCACUGGAGAGAUUGUUCCUUCUCCUCCACCCUCCACCACUGCAGUUGGUGGAAGAGGGAGGAAGAAAGCAAUUUUGAAGUUAGUGGAUGGGAUAGUGGCCUGGCAUCUGUAACUAUGAUCUUUUUCACUAGAAUUAUUGCUAUAAAUGAAGUUCUAUAGCGUGUAUAUUAUUCUACAUUUGGGAUAAUUAUGGCCUGGCACCAGUGAACAAUUAGCAUCUUGGAGAGGUAGGUGUUGACUUCAAGUGGUUGUACGAUAGCAGCAGCACAAGUCUUGCCUGUCAUCUAAGCCUCCCCCUUUGCACCCUUCUCUUCCUCAACAGUCAUAAAAGUGACUACUAGAGUGUUUGUUCCCCCACUUCUGAUCUGCCAGCAAAGUUAUCUCUUGGUUAUUUGCCAUUACAAUAAGCUCACUGUGUGUUGAUCACAUUAAUAAGUCAGAUGCCUUGA
Messenger RNA from Monodelphis domestica (gray short-tailed opossum), 2879 nucleotides. NCBI's taxonomy places the organism in Eukaryota, Metazoa, Chordata, Mammalia, Didelphimorphia, Didelphidae. The record is from RefSeq and is a predicted model, not a curated record.